Hibiscus syriacus is the source of this 453-nucleotide messenger RNA. RefSeq lists its product as uncharacterized. NCBI's taxonomy places the organism in Eukaryota, Viridiplantae, Streptophyta, Magnoliopsida, Malvales, Malvaceae. The transcript has a single exon. The coding region runs from base 1 to 453 and encodes 150 amino acids. The record is from RefSeq and is a predicted model, not a curated record.
AUGGUCACCAUUCUCUCUGCUUCUAUAGCCAUUCUGGUUAACUUAGCAUUGGAGGCUUUGACCAACAAUACAUACAAUGCCAGCCAUCUUUUUGACGGCGAAAUCUUCGGGUCACAAUCCGAAAGGAUCUACGCCCUGAAGUACGGUUUGGCAUCGCUGUUUCUAUCGGUUAGCUUCUUAUGCAGUUCUAUGGCAGUGGGAUUUCUAAUCGACGCUAAUUUCUUGAUAAAUGCUGUUUCUGAUGAUGAUCGAUUCUCGUCUGAUCCUUAUUCCUACACACAAACCAUAUUCGAACGAGGGUUCGGUUUAGCUCUUGUUGGAAACCGGGUGCUCUGUGUCACGUUUCCUAUGUUGUUGUGGAUGUUCGGUCCGUUUCCUGUGGUCCUGUCAUCGGCAGCAUUGGUUUGGGGUUUGUAUGAAUUUGACUUUGAGUCUGCUAAACAAAUUUAUUGA